Mobula hypostoma (lesser devil ray) is the source of this 11988-nucleotide messenger RNA. RefSeq names its product myosin VIIAa (gene myo7aa). Bases 379 to 7017 code for a protein of 2212 amino acids. The record is from RefSeq and is a predicted model, not a curated record. Gene Ontology annotation, cellular component: myosin complex; cytoskeleton. NCBI's taxonomy places the organism in Eukaryota, Metazoa, Chordata, Chondrichthyes, Myliobatiformes, Myliobatidae. Gene Ontology annotation, molecular function: cytoskeletal motor activity; protein binding; ATP binding. The transcript is spliced from 49 exons.
CCCCUGAGGACAGAGAGGCAAAGAUAUGCAGCAAAGGGAGAAAUACAGCUCACUUUUGAGUUUGGCUCAGUGUGGUUAAAUGCUGCAGAACUCAGUACUUCUGAAAGUUAAGAAUGAGUUACCUGGCUUUUAAACCCCUCUAACGUGAUGUUAUGUGAAGAGAAAUUGUGCUGUAUUCCUGUUGUCACAUUUGGGAAUAAGCUUUUCUGAGUUCCUGCGACCAAUUAUCUUUUUCUGGAAUGGGAGGUCCUCGGCUGAAGAUGUCUGGUGUGCUGGCUCUGCCUUUCAGCCACUGAUGAUGUUGGUCUCACCCUGAAACAGUGGUGUGUGGAACAGCAGUUUGGAUCAGCUGGAGGGAGAAGGGGAGUCUUUCUGAAAAUGUACACGCGCAGAGGAGUGGACAGUGACGUGUAUCAAAAAGAUGAGGGAAAAUGGGCACUGCUACGUAAUGUCAACCAAGUGUUCAAAUACCAGCACACAUUGCUUCCAGGGGACUAUGUCUGGUUGGAUCUGAAGACCGGCCGUGAAUUUGAAGUUCCAAUUGGAGCCGUGGUGAAGUUAUGCGACUCCGGGCAAAUUCAGGUUGUGGAUGAUGAAGGGAACGAGCACUGGAUCUCACCUCAGAAUGCCACCAAUAUUAAGCCCAUGCAUCCGACGUCCGUCCAUGGAGUGGAAGACAUGAUCCGACUGGGAGACCUAAAUGAAGCAGGAAUUCUACGUAACCUCCUCAUCCGUUACCGAGACCGCUUGAUCUAUACAAACUGUGGCAGUCGGACGUACACGGGCUCCAUCCUGGUGGCAGUGAAUCCCUAUCAACUGCUGCCCAUCUACACGGCCGAGCAAAUCCGGUACUACACCAACAGGAAGAUUGGGGAGAUGCCACCUCAUAUCUUCGCGAUUGCCGAUAACUGUUACUUCAACAUGCAACGGAAUGGCAAGGACCAGUGCUGUAUCAUAAGCGGAGAGUCUGGUGCUGGGAAAACGGAGAGCACAAAGCUGAUACUACAGUUCCUGGCAGCCAUCAGUGGCCAGCAUUCGUGGAUCGAGCAGCAAGUCCUUGAAGCGAAUCCCAUUCUAGAAGCCUUUGGGAAUGCUAAAACUAUCAGGAAUGAUAACUCCAGUCGUUUUGGGAAAUAUAUCGACAUCCACUUUAACAAGCGAGGGGCCAUCGAGGGAGCCAAGAUUGAACAAUAUCUACUGGAAAAGUCUCGCGUUUGUCGUCAGGCCGAUGGGGAGAGAAACUAUCACAUUUUCUACUGCAUGUUGAUGGGGAUGAGCCCUGACCAGAAGAAGAAACUGGGUCUGGGGAAGCCGACAGAUUACACCUACUUGACCAUGGGAAAGUGCACCUUCUGUGACGGCCGAGACGACAGCAAGGAGUACGCCAACAUUCGAUCUGCCAUGAAGGUCCUCAUGUUCACCGACACAGAGAACUGGGAGAUAAGCAAGCUGAUGGCUGCCAUCCUACACAUGGGCAACCUGGCCUAUGAGCCUCGAGUGUACGACAACCUGGAUUCGUGUGAGGUGGUCUACUCUGCCCAGCUGUUGACAGCUGCAGCUCUCCUUGAGGUUGAUUGCUUGGACCUUCAGAACUGCCUGACCAGCCGCACCAUUAUAACGAGGGGAGAGACGGUCUCCACUCCUCUCAACAUGGAGCAAGCUCUCGACGUCCGCGAUGCUUUUGUGAAGGGUAUCUACGGACGACUCUUUGUCUGGAUAGUGGAGAAGAUUAACGCGGCAAUUUACAAGCCUCCAUCCCGGGAGCCCAAGGUCGUGCGCCAGUCGAUCGGUUUACUAGAUAUCUUUGGGUUUGAAAACUUCCAUUCGAACAGCUUCGAGCAGCUCUGUAUAAACUUUGCCAAUGAGAACCUGCAGCAGUUCUUCGUCCGCCACGUGUUCAAACUGGAGCAGCAGGAGUACAACUUGGAGAACAUCAACUGGCAGCACAUAGAGUUCACCGACAACCAGGACGCUCUUGACAUGAUCGCACUCAAGCCCAUGAACAUAAUUUCCCUCAUCGAUGAGGAGAGCAAAUUCCCCAAGGGUACUGACUCGACAAUGCUGAAUAAACUGAACUCCCAGCACAAACUGAAUUCUUUCUACAUCCCUCCAAAGAACAACUAUGAAACCCAGUUUGGCAUCAGCCAUUUUGCCGGAAUUGUCUUCUACGAGACGAAAGGUUUUCUAGAGAAAAAUCGCGACACCCUUCAUGGAGACAUCAUUCAGCUGGUCCACUCCUCCAAGAAUAAGUUCAUCAAGCAGAUCUUUCAGGCUGAUGUAGCCAUGGGAGCAGAGACCAGGAAACGUUCGCCAACACUAAGCAGCCAGUUUAAGCGUUCGCUGGAACUGCUGAUGAGAACGCUCAGCGUCUGCCAGCCCUUCUUCGUACGUUGUAUCAAGCCCAAUGAGUACAAGAAAUCCAUGCUGUUCGACCGGGAGCUGUGUGUCCGCCAGCUGAGAUACUCUGGGAUGAUGGAGACCAUUCGGAUCCGGCGCGCGGGUUACCCCAUUCGCUACACCUUUGUGGAGUUUGUCGAUCGAUACAGAGUGCUAAUGCCCGGGGUCAAACCAGCAUACAAACAGAGUGACCUGCGUGGGACAUGCCAGCGAAUAGCAGAAGCCUUCCUGGGCCAGGAUGGUGACUGGCAGAUUGGAAAGACCAAGAUUUUCCUGAAGGAUCACCAUGACAUGAUGCUGGAGAUAGAGAGAGACAAGGCGAUCACAGGCAAGGUUAUCCUGAUCCAGAAAGUAGUUCGAGGAUUUAAAGACAGGUCAAAUUUUGUUAAAAUAAGAAAUGCAGUGAUGUUAAUUCAGAAAUAUUGGCGUGGAUAUCAGUGCCGGAAGAGCUUCAGUGCGAUGCGAGUCGGAUUCUCCAGGCUGCAGGCUCUGCAACGCUCUCGCAAGCUCUCCACGCAAUACCACUUCGCCCGCAAGCGGAUCAUCCUUUUCCAGGCUCGUUGCCGCGGCUACCUGGUGCGAAGGGCCUUCCGCCAUCGUUUCUGGGCCGUCGUCACCAUCCAGGCCUGCGUCCGUGGCAUGAUCGCGCGGAGGCUGUACAAACGGCUGAAGGGUGAGUACCGGCGGCGGCUGGAGGCGGAGAAGUUGCGGCUGGCUGAGGAGUUGCGGCUGAGCAAGGAGAUGAGCAGCAAGAAGGCCAAGGAGGAGGCAGAGCGGAAGCACCAGGAGCGCCUUGCUCAGUUGGCUCAGGAGGACGCGGUGCGGGAGAUGGAAGAGAAGAGGGAGGCUCGGCGGAAGAAGGAGAUGCUGGAACAGAUGGAGAAGGCUCGGAACGAGCCCGUGAACGACUCUGAGAUGGUGGACAAGAUGUUUGGGUUUCUGGGUACUCCCUCCAUGGUACCUGGGCAGGAAGGCAGAGCGCCAACUGGGUUUGAGGAUCUGGAGCGGGCCCCGAAAGCGCUGGAGGAAGAAGAUCUGGACGCCUGCCUCCCACUGCCGGAGGAGGAAGAGGAAGAUCUCUCGGAGUACAAGUUCGCCAAGUUUGCCGCCACGUACUUUCAGGGCACCACCACCCACACCUACAUCCGGAGGCCCCUCAAGAUGCCCCUGCUCUUUCAUGACGAUGAGGGCGAUCAGCUGGCAUCUCUGGCAGUUUGGAUCACCAUCUUGCGGUUCAUGGGUGACUUGCCGGAACCCAAGUAUCACACGGCCAUCAGCGACGGCAGCGAGAAGAUCCCGGUCAUGACCAAGAUCUACGAAACCCUCGGGAAGAAGACGUACAAACGGGAACUGCAGGCUUUGCAGAGUGAUGGCGAGGGCAUGCGUGCGGAUAAGAAGAACAGUGUGCGGCAUAAACUGGUCUCGUUGACUCUGAAGAAGAAAUCCAAGCUCACGGAAGAGGUGGCAAAGAGACUGAACGACGGGGACUACAGCCUCAGGGGGAACAGCAUGCUGGAAGACCGACCUACCUCUAACCUGGAGAAACUUCACUUCAUCAUCGGGAAUGGUAUUCUACGCCCUGAGCUCAGGGAUGAGAUUUACUGUCAGAUCUGUAAGCAGCUGAGCCAGAAUCCGUCCAAAAGCAGCCACGCCCGCGGCUGGAUCCUCAUGUGCCUCUGCGUCGGGUGCUUUGCUCCAUCUGAGAAAUUUGUGAAGUACCUGAGGAACUUCAUCAAUGGAGGCCCCCCUGGUUACGCUCCCUACUGCGAGGAGAGGAUGAGGAGGACGUUUGCCAAUGGCACUCGAACGCAGCCACCGAGCUGGCUGGAGCUGCAGGCCACCAAGUCGAAGAAGCCGAUCAUGUUGCCCAUCACCUUCAUGGACGGAACGACCAAGACCCUCCUGACCGACUCCGCGACAACAGCCAAAGAGCUGUGCAACGCUCUGGCGGACAAGAUAGGCCUGAAGGAUCGCUUUGGAUUUUCUCUGUACAUUGCUCUGUUUGACAAGGUCUCUUCGCUGGGCAGUGGGAAUGAUUACGUGAUGGACGCUGUGUCCCAGUGUGAGCAGUACGCGAAGGAGCAGGGGGCACAGGAGAGGAACGCACCCUGGCGCCUCUUCUUCCGCAAGGAGAUCUUUACGCCCUGGCACAACCCCUCCGAGGACCUGGUGGCGACGAACCUCAUCUACCAGCAGACUGUGAGAGGUGUCAAGUUUGGGGAGUACAGGUGUGAUAAGGAGGAGGACCUUGCUGAACUUGCUGCCCAGCAAUACUACGUGGACUAUGGCUCGGAGAUUGUUCUAGAACGGCUGAUGAGCUUAAUUCCGUCCUAUAUUCCCGACCGGGAAGUCACCUCUUCCAAAACGGUGGAGAAGUGGGCCCAGUACAUCAUUGCGGCUCACAAGAAGGGGGUGUACACUCAGAAGAGAAUCAACCCUCAGAAGGUGAAGGAAGAGGUCGUGGACUUUGCUCGAUUCAAAUGGCCUUUGCUGUUUUCGCGCUUCUAUGAGGCUUUCAAGUUCUCAGGACCAAGCCUGCCAAAGAACGACGUCAUUGUCGCGGUCAACUGGACUGGUGUCUACUUUGUCGAUGAGCAGGAGCAAGUCCUUCUGGAACUUUCCUUCCCAGAAAUCACUGCUGUUACCAGCAGCAGGGGUGGGAAAAUGCAGGGUCAGAGCUUCACCCUGGCAACCAUGAAAGGCGAUGAAUACACCUUCACCUCCAAUAACGCAGAGGACAUCCGUGAUCUGGUGGUGACGUUCCUUGAGGGGCUGAGGAUGAGGUCAAAGUUCGUUGUCGCUCUGCAGGACAACCCAAGCCCUGUUGGUGACGACCUGACCUUCCUCAGCUUCCUGAAGGGGGACCUCCUCAUCCUGGAUCAUGACACGGGCGAGCAAGUGAUGAACUGCGGCUGGGCUCAUGGCACCAACGAGAGGACCAAACAGAAGGGAGACUUCCCCACCGAAUGCGUCUACGUGUUGCCCACGGUUACCAAACCAGCGGCUGAGAUAGUGUGCCUGGUUACCAUGACGCCAGGUCAGAGACAAGAGGCCAUCAAGACAUCCCAACUGUCCAUAGGAGAGCCGGAGGAGAAGGUGAAACUCUAUACACUGGAGGAGUUCUCAUAUGACCAUUUCAGACCGCCUCCGAAACACACCCUGAGCCGAGUGAUGAUCACAAAGAACCGCGGGAAGGACAAGCUCUGGUCUUGUACUCGGGAGCCAAUUAAGCAGCCAUUACUGAAGAAGUUGCAGGGGAACGAGGAGCUGUCGCAGGAGUCCUGCCUCUGCUUUGUAGCUGUGAUGAAGUAUAUGGGAGACUAUCCCUCCAAACGAAUGCGCUUGGUGAACGAGCUGACAGACCAGAUAUUCGAAGGUGCCUUGAAGGGGGAGCUGAUGAAAGACGAGAUUUACUGCCAGAUUCUUAAGCAGCUGACUGACAACCAUGUGAAGUACAGUGAGGAGAAAGGAUGGGAGUUGCUCUGGUUGUGUACUGGGCUCUUCCCUCCGAACAAUGUCCUCCUGCCUCACGUCCAGAGGUUCCUCCAGUCCCGGAAAAGCCACAUGCUCGCCCCGGACUGCAUGUUCCGACUCCAGAAAGCCCUCCGCAAUGGCUCCCGGAAGUACCCACCCCACCUUGUGGAAGUGGAGGCGAUACAGCACAAAACUACCCAGAUAUACCACAAGGUCUACUUCCCCGAUGACACUGAUGAGGCCUUUGAGGUGGAGUCUAGCACCAAGGCCAAAGAUUUCUGCCAGAGCAUUUCCACCCGCUUGCUGCUGAAGUCUGCUGAUGGAUUCAGCUUAUUUGUCAAGAUCUCCGACAAGGUGAUCAGUGUGCCCGAAGGAGAUUUCUUCUUUGACUUUGUGCGUCACCUCACCGAAUGGAUCAAGAAAGCCCGGCCGGUGAAAGAUGGUGUCAUCCCUUCUCUGACCUACCAGGUCUUCUUCAUGAAGAAACUCUGGACGCACACGAUACCUGGCAAGGACCAUAUGGCUGACUCCAUCUUUCAUUACUAUCAGGAGCUACCGAAAUAUCUGCGAGGCUACCACAAGUGUUCCCGCGAUGAGGUACUGCAGUUGGCGGCACUCAUUUACCAGGUGAAGUUUGAAGAUGACAAAUCACAAUUCCCAAGCAUUCCCAAAAUGCUAAAGGAGCUGGUGCCACAGGAUGUGAUACGGCAACUCUCGCCGGAUGACUGGAAACGGUCCAUUGUGGCUUUCUAUAACAAGCAAGCAGGAAAAUCGAGGGAGGAGGCCAAGCUGUUGUUUCUGAAGCUGAUCUACAGAUGGCCUACAUUUGGAUCGGCCUUUUUUGAAGUCAAGCAAACUACUGAACCAAACUACCCAGAGAUCCUUCUCAUCGUCAUCAACAAGCAUGGAGUGAGCCUCAUUGAUCCAAAGACCAAGGACAUUCUCACCACCCAUCCGUUCACCAAGAUAUCCAACUGGAGCAGCGGUAACACCUACUUCCACAUCACCAUUGGUAACCUGGUGAGGGGCAGCAAGCUCCUGUGUGAAACGUCUCUGGGAUAUAAAAUGGACGACCUCCUGACUUCCUACAUUAGCCAGAUGUUGACCUCCAUGAACAAGGAGCGCAGCACGAAGAUCAGUAAAUGAACCUGUGGUGACCACUGGCUCUGGGCUUGCCAGGUGAUGCAGAUGCUGAGGCCCAUGGGCAAUCCUUGCAGCUGGAGAAAGACGUUCUCGACCCAGGUCUGGAGUAUGAGGAAAAGUCCUCUGCCUAGCUCUUCUGAUAGCAGCUCGAACUCUCCCUCAAGCGAGGAUGACUCUCUAUAAUGUGCAUGUGUGUGUGAGCAAGAGGAAGUAUCUUUCAAAUCCCUCACACAGACAAUAAGCCAAAAAAAAAGGAAAAUCGGGAUUCAUGAGCAGCCAUUCCAAAAAGAAACUCUGGGCCUACAAUGAUAGGCUUUUUGCAUAUUCCUCAGUGCACUUUUGAUCACACCCAAGUGUUAUUUUAAAUCCCAUUCUCUUCCACAGAAAUAUAGUGUUUGUGAGGGUGGUGUUUCUGUGGGCAUCAUGUCUCAUGGUCACAUGGCUAAAACUCUCACCUCAGCAGAUGUAUCAGGUCCAACUUUUCUGGGCCUUGGGACUUGCACUGCCUACAGUAAAAGCAGCUGAUGAAUAGUUCUGCUUCUGUUUACAAGUAUGAAUUUGUUUUAUUCUGACUCGUGUAAAAAAAAAAGUUUGCAAAAUGUUUUCUUCUUGUAAACUUUUUUUUUGUUUACCAUUUCUCCUCUAAAUCCCAGAGUGUUUGUUUUGUCGUCCCACCUCAUACGCGGAGUACUGAAAUGCAUACUUUUUUUCCCAUUGGAAUAUCUGGAUUUUGGCAGGAUGGAUCAAAAGCAACUUGAUUCCAUCCUGUCGAUGCUUACCUGGGCAUGGUGACUGUCAUGGGUAAUGGUCUGUCAAAACCAGCCACAGGGUAUUGCUGUCUUACCCUCUGGCAUGGACGUUAUUCCUAUACUAAUCACGGUCUUGGUCUCUCACCUUGGAGACAUUUCAAAAUAAAACCACCAGAUUUGAAGUUUGGAGUUCUUUUGACACUGUUUCCACUCAUUUCCUUUCUUUAAUAUCCCCACUUCCUUCAAAGCCUUUAAAACUGACAGAUCUUGUCCUUACAAUUAUUUUUGUCUUGUAAUUUAUUCACAAAACUGAGCCUGUCAGCCCCGUCCCUUGAAUGGAUACCAUGCCAAGAAUCCCACUGCUGAAACAUCCUGAGCUGUGGAAGAACUGCUCCUUAAAUCACUAUCCAUUCAUUUUUCCUUUUCCGCAGAGGCUGACUGACCAGUAGGGAAUUUCCAGAGUCUCGCCAGGUUUGACUUCAGAGCUAACGCAUUCUGUGCUGUGGGCUGGCAUUUCACACUCUCAACUCUGGUCAACAUUCAGUUGUGGCCCAUUCAUUCUCGCCUAUGAGGCGGGGAGGGGGAGAGACUGCACUGGAAAGGGUAGGGAUGCAUUAAGCUGGGUAAGGGACUGGAUGACUGAAAAUUGCUGAGCCAGGUAACAUCUAGGUGGCAAACAGAUCUGGAUAAAUGGCCAGGACAAGAGACAUUUGCAGUUCCAAUUAGGAGUGGGAAUCUCUUAUCAGAAUAGACUAUAGUAUCACUGAUUGAAGAUGGCUUCACGCCACCGGAUGAGGUUGCUAUGACACCUGGGAGUGCUUACCUGGCCUCUUGGCUCACGGCCAAUCAUUCUCUCCAGGCACCAAGCUCAAGUCUUGAACUGGUCAUUAGCAAAGUCCAGAUUCUAACACCCAUAAUUCCAUGUGGUGUGCUUUUCUCCCUUGGGGUGAGCAGGAACAGAUGUGAUUUCCACCCAACCAUGGCCCUCUCCAACUGGGUGAAGCCAGGGAUUAAAGUUGAACCACAAAACCUGUUGCGUUGAUGUAAUUUACCAGUCGCCCCCUUGACAUUCUACUUUCAGUGCAUUUAAGAUGCCCCUGUGUGUUUAGAAGAUAUUCUGUUUAUUUAUGUAUAACAUAUUGUUGGCAAUUUGUAUGUGAUUUUAGUUGGAGAUGACGUAGUCCCUGAGGUUCUGUAAUGAGAUUUUUUUCUCUUGUUUUGUUCAGUUCUGUGGAACAGGGUGUCAACCAGUCUGGUAAGCUGUCCUGUAAAUGCACGUUGAAAACUUUAUACUUGAAUUUCAAACUGCACUCUCCCAGAUUUUUUGCUCCAUUUUCACAUAUCACACUUUGACAUGUCCUUACCAGGCGUUGGUGGUUUUGUUCCUAUUGGAGAACUGAUUCUGAAACCAUCAAGCUUCCUCCCCUGCGGUCAAUAUGCCCCAUUCAGCGUGAGAAGACCUGUAAUGCCAGACAGUCGGCAAUGUACCCCGCCAAAGCAAGACACUAUCCGUGAGGUUGACCGGCUCCCAGAGUCGUAAUCCCAACCCAAACGUACCGAUACCUCAGGAUAACCAGCUGACCUGAGAUUACCGACUCACUGUGGAGUAGUACUUGUUUUCGGGUCAGAGUGCAGACACACUUGGGAAUUCCCAUGAAAUUUCUGUUCAUGAAAAUCCUGGUGCUAGGUCAUUCCAGAGUUGUGUGUGGAUGAUUUUCAGAUGAGUCCUUGGAAAGGGUUUUGGUCCGUUUUUUUCUUUGCCUUAUUGUUCCUAUUGUAUUCACCUCUGUAGAGAUACCUACAGGUUCAGAAGCAUGCUGUAAUCCGGUCCAUCUUCCCUGGAUUUCGGGGCUUUACUGUCAGUCAGCCACAACAGAAUGUUGGAUGUUGUCUUGUGGGUUCGAGUUCAACUCCUAAAUGGGUCAAGAUCAGGACUCAUCUCUUGGAGUGACAACACUGGCAUGAAAGCCCCAUGAUCCAGGAAGAUGGGCCAGAUUUCAGUUUGCUUGUGAACCUACAGGAAUCUUUAGAUGUGCCACCUCCCCAGGGAUUCCUAUAAGAUCAGGAGCAAGCUGGAAUCUAGCCCAUUUGGAUCUUGGGGCUUUAUUGCCAGGGUUAUCGGUCAAAGAGAUGAGUUCUGAUAUGACCCACGAGACGGUGUCCGAUGUUCUGCUUGUGUCCAUUGUCUUAGUCGUCCCUGGCCAUAUGGUGACCAUGUUGUGGAUCUGCCCCAUCCCGGAUGGGUGAAAGCAGGGAAAGGCUUGGGGUGGGUGCCCCCUCCAUCUGGAGGUGUAACCGCGAGAAUUGCUUCUAUCUACAUUAUCAUUGCGGCAACAGCUUAAACCAAGAGGUACUGCACCAUAUGCAGACCUCGCCCCUGGUGCAAGCAGAUAAUAGGGUCCACUGCCAGUGAAGCAGGAGGUCUUGUGGUGUUAAUUCUUCAACACAUGCAGGCUGCGCUAAACUUUUCGGCACAAAUUAUUUUAAUGUGGAAUUAUUGUUUUAGUCACUCCUGACCCAGUAAGCAAUGAAAAUACAGAUUUAGUGCAAAAGGGAUAGGAAUUGGAGGUGGAGUGGGGGAGUUAACAGUAAACAGUGACUAAAUCAAUCUGAAUCCCUCUCCUAUUAUGUGGAAGAUGUUCCCUGUACUUGGUGACAUUACAGCCAUCUAUUAGCUGUGAAGUCUUAAGCAAGUUGCACCAAUCUUUCCCUGAUCCCUGGAUGACAUCCAUGGGAAAAGUCAUGUCCCUCAAUAGGAAGCAGGUGAGAGCAGGGAAAGGCAAAUACUUCCACUCAUUUUGUUUAAUGAAGUUAUCAAAAUGUGCAAUGCUGUGUGUCUUUCUGUUAAUAAGAUUUUAUUGACCUGGUGGCUCCUUGUAUUGAACCAGAAGAAAAUGUCAGAUGGUAAAUCACCUAAGGAGAAUACAAUAUACCCUGACUAAUUUUCUCUGUUGCUAAUGUGGCUGUUCAUCAGAUCGAUUCCCAUUAAGGUGCCAUCCUUGGGGAGAUGGAUCACAGCCUGUGUUCGGUUUCAGACUCUGAUGGUCAUGAACUUGUACGUGUUCGUAGGAUGGAUCGUGUAUUGGAAUGUUUGUGUAGUAGACUCUAGAAAUUGUGCAUGGGUGGGGGGGGGGGAAGAGAGUGAUAUCUUUUUGCUGGGUGUAAUCUAUGGAACAUUCCAGCAAUGUUUCCUUGAGUACUUUGGAAGGCUGAAGAGUAGAUGACCUUGUUUGAAGUUUGUGCACUUUGGGGCGAUUCUCAACACGUGCAUGAUGCACAGUUACCCACAGCUGUGGGGUUUGUGAACGCAACCACUUUGGGGAGACACUGUUGCACCUCGGAAGGCUGAAGAGCAGAAAAUCUUGAUUAAGGUUUGUGCACUUUGAGGCAAUUCCCAAAACGUGCAAUAUACACAUUUACCGUAACUCGAGAUGCAUAGUUAUGCAACCCAGCUAAGAUGUGUGGACUGUGCAUCAUUUAGUAUCUCCCUUGUCCUUCUCCAACACACACAGUUCAAAGCAGCUCUUCAGAAACCUACUCUCUUCCACUGCAUUAGACUGCCGCUGAAUGUGAGCAAUAUUUGUAAAUAAUGUUAAUAAUGAAGAUAUGUAUUGUGAUAAUUUUUUAAGAAUAAAAGCUUUGUGUGGAUGCAUGUGCAUGGGUUUGUGAGCUGAAGAUGGUGUUUGCUUUCCAUUUGCCAUCCAGGGCUAGAGAAGUUGUGUGUCUAAUGGUCUGUCUGUGGUUUAUAUCUGUAUAAUUAAUGUUCCACUGUGUAAUAAAUAUUUCUCUGCACAUUAACUUCAGUCCUGCAUGUGUGUGUCAUCCACAAUUUGCAAUGAGUCUUGUUUUUGCCCAUUACUUGAAGUUGUCUUCUUAAGUCUAUCAACCCUACUGGCGCAUAAGCUGCCAACAGCAGCUUGCCAGAGUUUUCUGUCCUGGGCCAGGGCCAAUAGAAGUUUGUUCAGCCCUGUGGCUUUCAUCACACGACUUCAUGUGUCUUCUAGGCAAGGAUCCUUCCUCUCCCAGGAAUGAGGUCUUUGGACUUUCUGCUGGUGUUAUUGAAGUUCUGGGUUUUUACAGGAUGGGAUUACUAACCCCAUAUCCAACCCUCCUUUCACAGCCAGGCUCGGGAGUGACCACGGCAGGGCUUUUUUUAAAUUUACUUUGAGAUUGCAUUGACUUUAUCUAUACCCCUCAUAAUUUUGUUUACCUCUAUCAAAUCUCC